AUGAAGCGUAUGGGCAAGAAGCAAGAAUUGAGGAGAAACUUCCGUACUAUGUCGACUAUCGCUUUCACCAUCAUCCUUCAGGGCACCUGGGAGGUUCUUCUUACCGCUACCACUUCGGGAAUGGUCAACGGCGGUCUUGCAGGUCUCGUAUGGUCUUACAUCUGGACAUUCUUCGGUUUCACCUUUGUCGUCUUCUCGCUGGCCGAGAUGGCAUCCAUGUGCCCAACCGCUGGCGGUCAAUAUCACUGGAUUUCCGAAUUCGCUCCUCCAUCGCAACAGAAGAUUCUGAGUUUCCUCGGUGGUUGGAUGUCAACCCUCUCUUGGCAAGCCGGUACAGCCUCUGGACCAUAUCUCGUCGGUACCUUGAUCCAGUCUUUGAUCUAUGAAAAGGACCCCAACUACGGCUACGCAAACUGGCAAGGUACCUUGUUGGUCAUUGCUAUCACUCUCGUCGUAUGGGUCACAAACAUCUGGGGAUCCAGAGCCAUGCCUGUUUUCCAGAACCUCAUGAUGAUUGUCCACGUCUUUGGUUUCUUGGUCAUCAUUGUCAUGAUUUGGGUCCUCGCUCCCAGAAACAAAGCAUCGGAUGUCUUCGGAACUUUCACCAACUCUGGUGGCUGGAGCUCCAUGGGUCUCUCCUUGAUGGUUGGUCAAGUUUCGGCCGUAUAUGCCUGUAUCUGUUCCGAUGCAGCUGCCCACGUCAAGGAUGCUGGAAGAAACGUCCCAAGAGCAAUGAUCUGGUCUUACUUCUUGAACGGCGCCCUGGGUCUUGUCUUCUUGAUCACAUACAUGUUCAGCGUUGUCGACCUUUCUGGUGCCAUUGAUGAUGCCAGCAAUGGUUCCGGCUACCCAUACAUGUAUGUCUUCACCAACGCCUUUAGUAUGCCCGCUUUCAACACCCUCUCGGCAAUCGUUAUCAUCCUGAUUUACGCUGGCACUCUCUCCUACAACUUGUCGACCUCUCGCCAGACUUGGUCCUUCGCUCGUGAUCAAGGUUUACCCUUCAGCAACUGGAUCGCCAAGGUCGACCCCAAACUCGAGAUUCCUAUCAACUCAGUCACUGUCACUUGCAUGUUCACCAUCUUGCUCUCGCUCAUCAACAUUGGCUCUGACGCCGCCUUCAACGCCAUCGUCUCUCUCAACCUGACCUCUCUGAUGAUCACCUACGUCGUCAGUAUUGGCUGUGUUCUGUACCGCCGCAUUACUCAACCCGAAUCUUUGCCCAAGUGCAGAUGGUCUCUUGGACGCUGGGGUGUUCCUAUCAACACGUUCGCCGUCUUGUACUCGAGCUUUGUGUUCUUCUGGAUGUUCUGGCCUCAGACCACUUCCAAGGCUGCCGCCGACUUUAACUGGUCGGUGCUCAUGUUCAUGGUUGUCUUUGUGGUCGCUGUUGUCGACUGGGUCUUCAGAGGAAGAAAGGUCUACACUGGUCCUGUCACCCUGACUGAGGGCUACAAGGGCGAGUAA
Molecule: messenger RNA, 1467 nt
Organism: Aureobasidium subglaciale EXF-2481
Lineage: Eukaryota; Fungi; Ascomycota; Dothideomycetes; Dothideales; Saccotheciaceae
Exons: 3
Coding region: 1-1467 (488 amino acids)
Biological process (GO): transmembrane transport
Cellular component (GO): membrane
Molecular function (GO): transmembrane transporter activity
Source: RefSeq, a predicted model, not a curated record